GCGCAGAAGAUGGCGGCGGAGCGGCGCGGCGGCGGCUCCCCCAGCGGCCGGAGGGACGCCCAGCGCCCGGCACCCGGCGGGCCGCGGCCGGCCUGAGACCUCCCCGCCGAGCCAGGGGGACUCCCGCCCGCCUGCCCUCCCUUCCAGGAGCCGUGCCCUGCCCACGCCGACCCGCCCGCCGGGGCCUCCCUGCAGCAGCUGGAGGGUGUGCUUGUUGGCUUUACUCUUCCUGGCUUCUGAACAAAGGUGCUGCUGAAAAGGUUCAUGGUGCUUUCACUCAGUCUGCAUCUGGGACAACACAGCUCUUUCUGAGACUGCACAGACACUUCUGGAGGCUGCAGAGAGAAAGUGCCACCAUGUGAAUGCCAAACAGAACCAGGACACCUGGGAAGGCUGAGCUGAAACUGGUUGUGCAGAGGACAGAGAUCCAGGACAUCUCCUCCUCCUCCUCCAAAAGACUUCCCCGAGUGAGAGGAGAGGACCAGGAGGAAGCACCCAGAAGAGCGAUGGGAAUUGAGGGCCAUGGUUACUUGAGAUAAAUGGCAGAUCCCUGGGAGCUGAGCCUGGUAGCUGUGUGCUUUAGCUUUGUCUCUCUCCUCAGCCUCUCUUUCUUUUUUGCCAGCUGCUGCUGGGUCCUGCCAGGGCGACACUGGAGAUUCCCAGAGCGAGGUGGGCUCAGGGCGUGAGGAGGGGGUGGGCAGCCCGUCCCACCAUGAUCCAGCUGUGGAAAGUGGUGCGGCACGUGCGACAGCUGGAGCUCCACAGGUUGAUCCUGCUGCUCAUUGCCUUCAGCCUGGUCUCCAUGUGCAUCCUGGCUUACUACGUCACCAACAACCCCAAAAUCAAGGAGCCACCACCCCUGCCCUUCAGCGACUGCAGCAACCAGCACCGCGUCGCUGUCCCGCCGCAAGCCAGCUGGAGGCUCACCAAGUCUGUGGACACCUCCAGGACGGAGCCCGUGGUGCUGGUGUUUGUGGAAAGCAUUUACUCCCAGCUGGGGCAGGAAAUUGUGGCUAUCUUGGAAUCCAGCAGGUUUAAAUACAGGACAGAGAUAGCCCCGGGCAAAGGGGACAUGCCCACCCUGACAGACAAAGACAGAGGACGCUACGCUCUGAUCAUUUACGAGAACAUCCUGAAAUAUGUGAACCUGGAUGCUUGGAACAGAGAGCUGCUGGAUAAAUACUGUGUGGAGUACGGAGUGGGGAUCGUAGGCUUUUUCAAAGCCAAUGAGAACAGCCUGCUCAGCGCACAGCUCAAGGGUUUCCCCCUUUUCCUACAUUCCAACUUGGGCCUGCGGGACUACCACAUCAACCCAAGUGCUCCCCUGCUCUAUGUCACCCGGGCUAACGAGGUGGAGCAGGGGCCACUGCCUGGGGACGACUGGACAGUGUUCCAGUCCAACCACAGCACCUACGAGCCAGUGCUCUUGGCCAGCACCAAGUCCUCGGAGUCCAUUCCUCACCUGGCUGCCCACAAAGCCUUGCACGCCACGGUGGUGCAGGACCUGGGCCUGCACGAUGGGAUCCAGCGGGUUCUCUUUGGUAAUAACCUCAAUUUUUGGCUGCACAAACUCAUUUUCGUGGAUGCCAUCGCCUACUUGACCGGCAAACGCCUCUGCCUGACGCUUGACCGCUAUGUCCUGGUGGACAUUGAUGAUAUAUUUGUGGGGAAAGAGGGAACACGCAUGAAAGUCUCCGAUGUCGAGGCUUUACUGAGCACCCAGAAUAAGCUGAGAACUUUAGUCCCAAAUUUCACCUUCAACCUGGGCUUCUCAGGGAAGUUCUACCACACAGGUACGGAUGAAGAAGAUGAAGGGGAUGACAUGCUGCUCAAACACAGGAAGGAGUUCUGGUGGUUCCCUCACAUGUGGAGUCACAUGCAGCCUCAUCUUUUCCACAAUGUCACUGUGCUGGCUGAGCAGAUGAAGCUCAACAAGCAGUUUGCUGUGGAGCAUGGGAUUCCCACAGACUUGGGCUAUGCAGUAGCCCCCCAUCACUCUGGGGUUUAUCCUGUCCACACACAGCUCUACGAGGCCUGGAAAUCCGUGUGGAGCAUCCAGGUAACCAGCACUGAGGAAUAUCCACACCUGCGGCCCGCCCGCUACCGCCGGGGAUUCAUCCAUAAUGGAAUCAUGGUGCUGCCUCGACAGACCUGUGGUCUUUUCACUCACACUAUCUUCUAUAAUGAGUAUCCUGGUGGUUCAAAGGAGUUGGACAAGAGCAUUCGUGGUGGUGAACUCUUCCUGACAGUGCUCCUGAACCCAAUCAGCAUCUUCAUGACCCACCUCUCCAACUACGGGAAUGACCGUCUGGGGCUCUACACUUUCGAAAGCCUGGUGAAGUUCGUGCAGUGCUGGACCAACCUGCGGCUGCAAACGCUGCCCCCUGUCCAACUGGCAAAGAAAUACUUCGAAAUCUUUCCCCAGGAGAAGAACCCCUUGUGGCAGAACCCCUGUGAUGACAAGAGGCACAAGGACAUCUGGUCCAAAGAGAAAACGUGCGACCGGCUUCCCAAGUUCCUCAUCGUUGGGCCUCAGAAAACAGGCACAACAGCCGUGCACUUCUUCCUGACCAUGCAUCCAGCUGUCACCAGUAACUUCCCCAGUCCAUCCACCUUUGAGGAGAUCCAGUUUUUUAAUGGACCCAACUAUCAUAAAGGAAUUGAUUGGUACAUGGAAUUCUUUCCCAUCCCCUCCAAUGCCAGCACAGACUUCAUGUUUGAGAAGAGUGCCAAUUACUUCGACACCGAGGUGGUGCCCAAACGCGGGGCAGCUCUGCUGCCUCGGGCCAAAAUCAUCACAGUGCUGAUCAACCCUGCUGACAGAGCCUACUCCUGGUACCAGCACCAGCGGGCUCACAACGACCCCGUGGCACUCAAUUACACCUUCUACCAAGUGAUCUCUGCAAAGCCCCAGGCCCCUCAGGAGCUGCGCAACCUGCAGAGCAGAUGUCUGCUCCCUGGCUGGUAUUCCACACACCUGGAACGCUGGCUCACCUACUACCCCUCAGGCCAGCUUCUCAUUGUGGAUGGGCAGGAGCUGAGACACAACCCUGCCUCUGUGAUGGACAACAUCCAGAAGUUCUUGGGAGUUACACCACUCUUCAACUACACCCAAGCCCUCAGAUUUGAUGAAGCCAAAGGCUUUUGGUGCCAGCUGCUGGAUGGAGGGAAGACAAAAUGCCUCGGGAAGAGUAAAGGAAGAAAAUACCCUGACAUGGAUUCCUCGUCACGGCUGUUCCUGAGAGACUUUUACCGGGAGCACAACAUCGAGUUAUCCAAACUGCUCAACAGGCUGGGGCAGCCCCUUCCCUCCUGGCUCCGAGAGGAACUGCAGAACUCCAGCUGGAGCUGAGAGGGACUCCCGUGUCCCCAGUGUGUCCCCGGUGCCACGGGGAGGUGUGGGGCUGCAGUGUGUGCUGUGAUGCCAUCUCUUGGCAAGCCACAAAACCACCGGACGCAGGAGCAGGAGCAGAGAAUGUGCAGGUGGAGCCUUUCCACACCACCAGAAAGAGCUCUCCUGCCUCUGGCACUGUCCUGGGGCAGGCUGCAAGUCACAUUCUUGAGUAUUAAUGGUGCAUUACACUUGGACUGUCACUUACAGGAAGGCUUUGGAGUGCCUGCCCUGCUUGUGGCAGGGGAGAGAGAAAACAUGGUUAACACUUUAAUUUACUCUUCUUGGUAUAUGAAACAGGCAGUAGCUGGAGGGCUCAUGUGUCACCCCGAGUCCAGAAGUAAAGACUUCAGAAGUGAGUUCCUGAGCUGCAGAGAAAGAGCACGGUGUCCAGGGGCUGUGGUCAUGAGCACUAGAGGUAAGGGUAAGCUGCAGGUACUGACAGACACAGAAUUAAUUUGUUCUCUUAGGAAAAAGGUUGGCACAUGUGGCAACAGGGCAAAUAUUUCUCUGCAGGGACUUGAAGGCAUUUCAAAAGCUAAGCAAGGAGCAGUGUGUCCCCUUAGAGCUGUUUGGAGGCAUGUUAGUGGAGCACAGCAGCUGGGGCAUGAAAAGCUCAGGUACUGAAAAUAAAGGCUGAGCCAGCUGAAAACAGACAAUUCAGCUUCUCCGUGUUUGAGUAGCUUAAGAAAAUAAAAAUAAAAAAAAAGGCAGCAUUAUUCUCCUCCCAACAGCCCCAGGGCCACUACCACCUCUGCUGCCAGCUAGCAGCUGUUUUAAUCCCCCUGCAGUCCCACAGCCCAAGGAGAGCAGCAGAAAAACCAGUUAGGAACAAAUAUCCCUCAGAAAUCAAGAGCAAGCUCAGAGUUAGAAGUGGUUUGCUGCAUCCCAAAGGGGGUGGUUGGGUUCCUAAUUCUGCACACACUCAAGUCCAGGAAGGACAAGGGCUUUGCCUCCUCCUGCAGCUGCUCAGUGGUUACUCUGUGAGGACACCUCCAUCCUGGGUGUCCCUGUGGGGUGUUGCUGGAGUUGUGUGGGUGACAUCACCCCUCAGAGGCACAGCUGCUCCUUGGAGAUGGCUGCAGGUCCAGAGGAGAGGGGCAGAUCCAGCUGGACACAGGUGAUGGACACUGCCACAGCUGUCACCAGUCUCUUACCAGGGGAGAGGAGUUGAUUCAACCCAGCUGUCCCACUGAGCCUUAGGUAUUGUGUGUUUUGGGAGGAACGGUGUGUUUACCAUUGUAUGUAAAUGUAUAUAUAGUCUGCAACAUAGUAUUUUAUUUCAUCUGCCCUUGGAAAGGGUUAUUUUGUGCAGCCAAAAAAAAAAGAAAAAGGACAGAAAGACUGGAAAGCCCUCUCUGACUCCUGUUAGAGAGAAGAGCCCAACUUCCUGCACUGGAUUCAUGUACAGCAUCAUUCACAUUGAAUGAUAAUGAAGAAAUUCCUGGCUCCUGAAGCUGAGCACAAGUGUCUGAAUAAAGGCUACAAGGAGGAGGACGUGGGUUCAAUAAAUGUGAGACUUAUUUUUC
This is a messenger RNA of Calypte anna (Anna's hummingbird), 4920 nucleotides long. It is a transcript of the gene NDST2, whose product is annotated as N-deacetylase and N-sulfotransferase 2. The record is from RefSeq and is a predicted model, not a curated record. Gene Ontology annotation, molecular function: deacetylase activity; heparan sulfate N-sulfotransferase activity. Gene Ontology annotation, cellular component: Golgi apparatus. The transcript is spliced from 16 exons. Lineage: Eukaryota; Metazoa; Chordata; Aves; Apodiformes; Trochilidae. Bases 713 to 3352 code for a protein of 879 amino acids.